UGAAUUGGUAAAAUCAAUCAUUAAAAUGAAAUUUUAUUUGUUAGUGGUGUUAAUACUUUUAGGCUUCGUUUCGACCCAUAGGAUUUCCUAUGAUGGAUAUAAAGCAUUUAGGAUCAGACCCACGACCAUAUCUCAAUUAAAAACUUUAUCGAGCCUUUCUAAAAAGCCAGGCUUUGAUUUUUGGAAUAUUCCAAGGGUGAUUAACAAAUCCAUUGAUGUUCUCGUUGCGCCAGAUUUGUUGGAAAGUUUUCAAACAUAUUUGAAAACGAACCACAUUAUCUACCACGUACUGAUUGAAAACUAUCAGGAGGUGAUUCAAAUCGAAAAUGUUGCGUUAAAAAGCAAAAGGUUGAGAGAAGAUGUUAGUUUUAAGAAAUACAUGACCUACGAACAAAUCGUCAACUACCUUAAAACCUUAGCCAAAAAAUACCCAGAUAUCGUUACGGUUCAAUCAAUCGGAAAUACCGAAAAUAAUCGUAGUAUUCCUUUGAUUAAAAUAUCGACCGGUGGAAGUAAUAAACCAGCAAUUUUAAUAGAUGCUGGCAUCCACGCCAGAGAGUGGAUUGCACCACCUGUAGCUUUGUAUACGAUUCAACAAUUGGUUGAAAAUGCCACCAAUAUCAGACUUAUCCAGAAUGUCGAUUGGUUGAUUGUUCCUGUACUUAAUCCUGAUGGAUAUACCUAUACUUUUAACAACGAUCGAUUGUGGAGAAAAAACCGUAGUCCAGGACGCAGAUGUUACGGUGCAGACAUUAAUAGAAACUUUGACUUUCACUGGAUGGAAGGGGGUGCCAGCGCAUACGAAUGUGAAGAAACAUAUGCCGGGUCUAAAGGAUUUUCGGAACUCGAAGCGCAAGCUUUAAGAGACUUUAUCCUUGCAAAUUCCGAAAAUAUUAAAUUAUACCUUACUUUUCAUAGCUACGGAGAAUAUAUGCUGUACCCAUGGGGAUACACCAGCGAUCUGCCUGAUGACGAACCAGAACUGCGUACACUUGGCACCGCUGUCGCUGAUGCAAUCGAAAAGGCUUCAACAAUUGGAACUUCGUACACUAUAGGUACUUCAACGAAUGUUCUUUACGAAGCUGCCGGAGGUAGCGACGAUUGGACUAAGGGAGUAGGUGGCGUUCAACUUUCUUACACCAUCGAACUACCUGGUGGAGGAAGUGAAGGUUUUAAUCCCCCGACAAGAAAAAUUUUGCCCGUUGUUAGGGAGACUUGGGAAGGAAUUAAAUUAUAUCAAGCUUAUAUUGAAAAAAAGUUUGCUAACUAAAUGAUUUUAAAAACGACAUAUUUCAGAAAGUAACUGUAUUUAAUUAAAACAAAGUAUAACAAUAA
Brassicogethes aeneus is the source of this 1335-nucleotide messenger RNA. Lineage: Eukaryota; Metazoa; Arthropoda; Insecta; Coleoptera; Nitidulidae. The record is from the annotation of a GenBank genome assembly.